AUUAUAAAGUAUCACCUCAUUAUGGAACUCUUAUCGAAAAUGGUGUUUAUGCCUUAAGACAGUUUUUCUACGUUCCCCCGAACUUGAGAACAGGUCGAUACACAAUCAGUGCGGAAACAGAUGUUCGAAAUAAUGUGUUCGAGUACACCAGAAACGAUAACAAUAAAAAAUCGUUGGAUAUAACGAUCACAAGAGCAGUUCCUGAUUUAUCAGUAAGGAAAUUUACAAGCGGAGUCCACAGAACGAAAACAUCAACUUCAAUUAAUGUAACUUGGGAGGUCACAAAUAUAGGACACGGUCAAACACUCUCAACAAAAUGGGUUGAUUGUCUUUAUUACAAAUCAUUGCACGACUGGAGUUAUUCCCUGUUGUUACAAAGCGAGAUCUACGUUGACGAUUACCUUGCACAUAGUCAUGUCUACACUAGAAACAUAGUAGAAAAACUGCCUGAAAAUGUCCACGGACAAAUCAUAUUUGCAGUUUCAGUGGACUGCAGUGGAAGUGUUGGUGAUCAUGAUCGGGACAACAAUGAAGCUUCGUCCGGUAUAAUUGACGUACCACUUCUUGCGGCCGAUCUUCAAUUAAGUCAGUUAAAGAUAGAGGGUUAUUAUGAAGGCGGUGGAAACAUUCACGUACAAUACACUGUUUCUAAUAUCGGUAAUAUAAAUAUUACUGAUAAAACUUGGAGUGAUAGAAUUCUCAUCGGAGAAAUGGGUUUAUUUGGACUUUUCUUUGAAAAAUUUGAAAGAAUCCUCUCGAAAGACAAUGCCCUUCGCCAAGGCUCGUCUUACUCUAGUGAUAUUGAAAUUUUAAUCCCCAUCUACUGGAAAGGUUCUUAUGAAAUUCGAGUUGAGACAAAUGUUUAUGGUGACAUUUAUGAGGGAGGCUUGACUCUGAACAAUCGCCGAGAAAAACAGAUAAAUAUAAAAGACACUAUAAGUGUCGAUCUAGGUGCAACAUCUGUAACAGUUGAUCUGCUCGAUAGAAAUGAUGAUAUACAAAUGAUUGCUGUUAAUUGGUCGGUGGUGAAUUUCGGAAACUCUAUGCAAGGAUCGGCUGAAUGGUAUGACAAGAUAUUAAUCCAGAGUGAAGUCAAGUAUGAUGUUGCAACAUUUAUGAUCAAAUCUGUUUUGGAAUCAGGAGCGUCAUACGAACAAAGAAGAGUUUUAAAUGUCCCAAUAGAUGCACAGGGCUAUAUAACUGUUUGUGUUGAAGUUAACUCAGCCAAAACUGUUUAUGAGGGAAACGACAAAGAAACCAAUACAAUGUGUUCCAAAGAUAUCAUGAUUGUUGGUUUAACAGACGCAAGUCUGAACGUGUCAAAUGUCAGUGUAAUACCAUCAACCAAUUACGAAGAUAAGAUAACUCUUUCAUAUAAAGUUACUAAUACAGGACAAAUGACAACCAAACUUACGUCUUGGUCUGAUGCAGUAUUUGUUACGAUACAGCAGGCAAAUCCGAGUAAAGUAUUGCAGACCGGAACAAAGAUAAAAGAAAUUAUUCAUGUUGGAAAGUUACAAGCUAACGAAUCAUACACAUCUGUCGCAGAAUGUAGAAUUCCAAGAGAAUUCUCUGGAUCUCCAUUCUUUUAUGUAUUUCCAAACUACACAUACAUAAGCAUAGACAGUACCGAUGAACCAUUACAUGGUACCGAUGAACCAUUCCAUGGGCAAUCUAUUGAAUUUACAUUAGGCAACGGAAUAUAUUUGAUGGGAGAACUUUCAAACCUUCAAAUAAAUGGAAUUGGUAAUGUAAGUGAAGCUUCUAGUGGACAGCCACUUUCAAUUGCCUACAACAUAAGUAACACCGGGAAUGUGUCAGUUCUUCUACCGUGGUUCGAUAGUGCAUACCUCAGUGACGACUACCUAAUAGAUUCAUUUGAUACAAAACUUCGUUCAGUAAAACGAUAUGGAGUUCUUCAACCCAAUAUAGAAGAAUCUUUCAAUAUCACAUUUAUGCUUCCAUUCGAUCUGGAAACAAAGAGCUAUGUGUUAGGCAUAGUUCUAGAUUCAAGAGAUGACAUUAUCGAGACAAACGAAACCGAUAAUACUCUGUUAAUACCAUUUCACCUGAUUGGACUUCAAACUGCGGACAUAUAUGUAAGUAAUAUCUCUGUUCCUGAGAAGGUAAACUACGGGUCUGAAAUGGUUGUUUCCUGGUACAUAGGCAACAACGGAACGGAGUCAUGUACUGGUUACAAAUGUGACUCUGUUUUUUUCUCCGAUAAUCAGUUGAUGAGUAUUGACGAUGUACAAUUUGGAAAUGCAGAUUGUUCAAGGUUUUCUUUAGGACCAAACCAAACAGAAGAACGGAAAUACUCAGUUAAAGCGAUCCCAUCGUCGUUGCCAGCAGAUAUUUUUUAUUCAAUCGUUAGAUCAAGGUCAAACGUAGUGGACAUCAAUCAACAUAACAAUAUUCUUGUCUCAAGUUACACUACAGAAAUGCAAGUUGAAAGUAUUGCCGUUGGAAAAAGAAUGGACAUGACAUUAAUACCUCACUCGUCUGUUACACUGAGAAUUGGUAAUUUGACAAAAGAUGAAACAUUAAUUUUCAAUAUUCAAACUGGUGAUUCAAAUUACAUUGAAGUUUAUCUGAAAGCUGAAAAUCCCCCGACGUUAUUUAGCUUUGAUCAAAUGUCAAACAACUUGAACAGCAAAUAUCAAAACCUGAUAUAUUCCGAUAUAUACACGUCUGAUGCGUAUAUACUUAUACGAAAUGUAGGACAUGUUAACGAAACUAUUGAUUUUGCUACGAAAUAUGCAACAUUUGAAAUAUUAGCCGUGACACCUAAUGUAUUUAUACCCCAAACUACCACAACAGUUUUAAUUACUGGAGCUCUCAUGCCCUUCGAUUUGAGGGCCUUUUUGAUAAGCAACGACAGUAAAACAAUUGCCGCAGACAAAACCUUUACAUUUUCGUCGACGGAAGCUUACGCGACAUUCAAUAGUUCAGCCCUAAUAGGGAGUUCGACAUUUUCUCUUCUUGUCGAAUCAAAUUCCCUGAACAAAACAAUUGAAUUCGAGGCAAACAUAACCAUGCAACCCUUGGCAUUUGGCUAUUUAGGAUUUGAACUUGAUAUGGACUCAAGAUUAAGAAGAGAUACGAACGGACAUCUAUCACUGAAGUAUCAAAACUUGGGUGAUUCGGAUCUUAUUGUACCAGUUAUCAAAGUUGAAAUAACUGGUAAAGGAAAUAUGCGCAUCAAAAACGACAUAAAGUAUGAAUCAUACAAAAAAGAGUUUUUUUUGUUUUGUUCGAGUCAGCAUGGGCCGGCUGGAAUUCUUAGACCCAAGCAGUCUGGGUCGAUAGUGUUUGAAACAACCCAAGAUGAUUCCGACAACCUAGGCAGAAUGAAUAUCAAAAUAUUUCAAAUCAAACCUGAUGUCAACAUUCGAAAUCCGUUUUUGGAUAUGAAAAACAGGCUGAAACCAUCAGGCUACGACCAACCCGCAUGGGAAAAAAUCUGGCAAAAUUUUGAGAACAUGAUAGGAAACAAUACUUUUUCUAUGUCUCAAAAAUUCAGUGCUGUCUUAAACGAAAUGAGUUUAGCAGGACGUUACAUUCAUUCCGUUGAUGACGUUAUAUUAUAUCUGUUGGAUUUCGCAAAUUCCCCCAAGGUUGGCGCCGUAUUGGAUUUUAGCAACGAUAUCGGAAUAGAAACAGACACUGCGAUACAGCUCACAGUAAACAGGUUAUUGACAGGGAGAAUAGGAAAUAGAAAUCAACACGGACCAGCGGGAAAAGGUUGGAUCCUGCCCUUGUGGGAUUCAAAAAUCAAAAAUGUCUCUUCAUCCAAAAUACUCGUAUCAAUUGAGAAGGAAGAUUUUGCCUUUUUCAAGGGAGAUGAGGAAUUUAUCAAUGGAAAUUUAGGAAAAAUUCGAAAAAGCGAAACAGGGUUCGUUCUAACAAAGUCAAAAGACAGCAAAGAACUGGUAUUUGAUGCGCAAAAGCUCUGCCUUAAAUCGAUCAACUCCCUGAUUGAUGGUAGUUGGCUACGUUUUGAGUAUGAAGACGAUGUUUUGAAAAGGCUUAUUCAUUCAACCGGAAGUUCUUUAAAUAUAAGAUAUAACUCAAGAAAUUACAUUCAGUCUAUUCAACUGUUGAAUAGCAACAACCAACAAGGUUCCCGUGUAGAUUAUUUUUACAACUUUAAUACAAACAUGCUUUCACAAAUGCGAUCGGAAGGCAACGUUGUGAGAUACUAUUACAAUAACAACGACAAUUCAUUACGGAUGGUCAUUAAAACAAAGACCUCAUCACGAGAACAGUUCGGAUACAAUGCAUAUGGGCAUCUAAUUUCAAGGAAAUUGAUUGAAGGAGGACUCUUAAUAACGAACGAUGAAUACACGUUUACCAAGGGUGGCAUGACUGUCAUUGAUGACAAAGCAAUUUCAGCUUCAACUAAUGUCAUAUAUUCCGAGUCAAAUGAAGUAAUAAGUGUUCAAAAAGAAAAUGGUGUGCCUGUUAAAACAGUCCGAACAAAAGUAUCCGAGUCUAUUUACGAAGGAGAAAAGUUGGUAUCUUACCGUGCAUUUGACGGCAACACGGUUCUCAUAACAGACGGUAAUGGGGACACUAUAAAAACCAAGUUUAACGAUUUUGGACAAAUGAUUCAAUUUGCAGAUGGAAAGAGAAAUGUUUACGAAAUAAUAUUCAAUGAUAACCAAACUAUUAAAGAGGUAUUGUAUCCCGAUGGUACCAACAAGACAUAUACCUACUUUGAAAAUGGACAUUAUACAAAAAUGCCCUCUGGAAAUUUGAAAAGGUACGAGUUUAAUAGCAAACACCUCCUAGCUAAAAAGGAUAUAGGAUCGGACACGAUAACAAUGUACGAAUAUACAGAGGACGGCAAAUUGAAUUAUGCGGCUAAUGAACUAGGAGAAACAUCAAUAGAGUACGACGGAAAUCUCCCAAAAGCUAUUAAGACACCCGAAACGAGAAUUAGUUAUGAAUACAACAGGCUUAAUCAGUUGACACGUAUUACAACAGACGCGGGAUAUGAUGCUAAAUAUCAGUAUGAUGGGCAUGGACGAAUUACUGAAGUUUCUAACGGGAAAAUAACAUUGGUCAAAACUACUUAUAAUGACGCAGGACUAGUUACAAGGAAAGAAUAUGGAAACAGUGCGUACAGUGUUUUCGUUUACAAAAGCGGUUCGCGGUUGCUUUUGUCACUGAUGAAUUUUUACCCAAAUAAAACAAUUGCCUCUUUCUUUAAUUACACAUACGCACGAAGCAAAAUGAGAAUACAGAUGACGACAAUGGAAGGGAGCUGGAAAUUUAAGUACGACCGAGCUGGACAGAUGACAUCAAUGAUUGAUCCGAUGGGAAAUGAAACGUUGAUCAACUAUGAUAAAGCGAAAAACAGAAGGUCUGUUAAUCGAAAUGGAAUUGAGGAAGUAUACAAUGUUAAUGAAAUGAACCAAUAUAAACAUGUCGGGGAGGUAUCUUUCGAGUAUGAUAGAAAUGGGAAUCUUAAAACAAGACAAUCCGGCAAGAACGAAACAUUUGGUUAUGACGAAGACAAUAAACUGAUCUCUUACUCUUCUCGUGGAAUGUCAUGCAAGUUUGAAUACGACGCUUUCGGAAACUUAGCCUCAAAAGUUUGCGGUGGAAGACAAUCAAAAUAUAUUACAAGUCCCUUAGGUUUUUUCGAUCGACAUAUAUUAGAGCAGAUAUCAAGCAGCGGAGAACGAACACGAUACUUUUAUGGGGGACCGGAUGUAGGAUUAAUCGCGGCUGAUAUGAACGGAGAAAAUCUGCAUUACUUCUUUUAUGACCCCUUAGGAACUGUCGUCAAUAUCCUUAGCGAGAACGGUGAAUUACUGUCGUCAUAUAACCACGACCCGUUUGGUAAUGUUUUGUCUUCAUCUGGUUCGAAAAACCUCAUCUUCUCUUUUAUUGGACAAUGGGGUGUUGUUGAUAUACAAGAAAUUCAAGGAGUAUUUUACAUGCAAAGCAGAAUGUACGAUUCUACCACCGGCAGAUUUCUAAGUCCUGAUGGAUUGGGACUAAAAGCAAAGAGUCAAAAUCUCUAUAUCUACUGCGGAAAUAAUCCUGUACAUUUUAACGAUCCAAAGGGAACAUGUCCGAUCUGUCUUUACAUCGCGUUUGAGGGUGCUGAGGGUGUUGAAAAAUAUUUGUUUUCAACACCAAUGAACCAGUGGACUUUUGGAGGAGCAACAGGGGCGCUUGUAGAAGGAUCUAUUAAUGGCGUGAUCGGAAAAUAUGUGAAAAUACCUUUUGUCAAAGACCUAGCAUUUAUUGCUACGAAGACGCUGAGCAAUUAUGUUCAGCAUACUAUUGACGGGGAGAAAUAUGAUUGGAAAGAUGCCAGAGACGAUAUUUCAAAGGGAUUACUAGAUAUGGCAGACGCUGGAUUGGCCAAGAAGUUUGAAAAAUACGGGAUUUUCAAAGACAUCUGCAGUGUAAUUGAGGAUUACAAGAGUAAAUCGAUAGAGAUAUGCCACUUGAGUUCUCUCGUUGAUGUUGAUUUCAAGCAACUCUUGGAGUUGGGUGACGGCUUCGUUGAUUGGGUUGCUUCCCUUGAUCCGAACGAUAUGAUUGGACCGUCUGGCUUUGGCGCUGCAAGAUUUAUAUCAGGAAGAAAUCGCAUGACGUAUACUAUUCGAUUUGAAAAUAAUGAAAAUGCUACUGCUCCUGCACAAAGAGUGCAAAUUGAACAUAGUUACAGCGAAUUUUUAGACGACAGAACGUUUACAAUAGGGAAAUUCGGAUUUGGCAAAUUUGAACAGCCAGUCAAUGACAAUAGCAAAUCAUUCCAAGGUACAAUCAACAUGACAAGCACAUCUGGUGUCUACGUAAAAGUAUUCUGUGGUAUUGAUGUGGUCAAACGUGUUCUUUUCUGGAAUUUCCAAAGCAUUGAUCCAGCAACUGGUUUUGCCCCAAGUGAUCCCAUUGUUGGAUUUUUGCCGCCUAAUAACGGUACAACUGGACAAGGGUUUGUGAGAUUUACUGUUGUUCCUUUGGAAGAGGCACCUGAUACGACCACAAUCAACGCAAACGCGUCCAUCUAUUUUGAUCAGAAUGACCCUAUUGACACCCCUAAUGUAUUUAACACGAUUGACAAAUCCAUACCUAUGGUAAAUGGGUCCGUUGUUCCAAGGACAGAAUCCGCCGAAUCAGCAAUUAUACGUCUCCGAUCUGAAGACGAUGGCUCUGGUGUUAAACAAGUAGAUUUGUACCGGCUUGAAAAUGGUACAUUUUCACUGUACGCGCAAGGCAUUCGGGAAGAAAUGGUUCUGAUCAGUGUUAACGUUGGCGAAUCAAUGUUUCUUUUACCGGUCCCUAUUGAUAAUGUCGGUAAUUCGUUGGCUCUUUUGGAAUUAAACGAAACAGCGACUAUUUUUGUGGCAUCAAAACUUGAGGAACAUUGCAAUUGCUCUGGGAAUGGGAACUGUAGCAUCGGAUUGUCCACCUGUAUUUGUAACGACGGUUUCUAUGGACCCAACUGUAACUCAACAACACCUCCGUUGGAACCACCUUCUUUGAGUUUGCGAGGAAGUUCGGGAUUUGUCGACGAACCGUUGCAAAUAACAGUUGAUGCCAAGAACAUUUCAGGGUCACUCGAGCAAUUGCAAAUUAGUGUUUCUGGAUUUCCAUCAGAUGCGUUUUUUGAAGAUGGUCUUCAAAAUAUAGAUGGAGUUUUAUGUCUUAAUUCUUCACAGUUUGGGACGUUAAAUAUUACAUUCAAACAACCCGGUGAAAUCAAUCUUAACGUAACUGUUCUUCAAAGUGACAUCAAUAUGACACGCUUUGGUCAAAUGACAAUUUUGAUUUACCCCACAAUAUCAGCGAAUCUCGCCUUUGAUGGUUGCCUCAACGCUGCCGAAAGGGACACUGCGAUUAUUGCUUUUAAUAUAUCGGCCAAGGUGCUCCAAGAGUCACAAAAUGCUGCGGACAAGCUCAAUCUUCAAGGAAUAGGACUUGUUAAGUAUCAGCGAGAAGUAAAAAUCGAAGUCAAGCCAGCCAUUAUGAAUAAUACAUCAGAUAUUAAACAAAUUAAGGAAUACAGUUUCGAUGGGUACGAUACAGGUGGCAAUAUUCCAAGUCCUGUUCCGUAUGGAGAUUCUGUUGAAGUUCGGAUAACACUACUGAUAACAAUAGAUGAUACAUUAGCGAAAGAGUUUUAUUUGCAACAAGAAGUGAACAGAGUUUGUCAUGGUUGCAGGCAAUGUGUCACAAACCAUACAGCUUACUGCGACACAUCCGAUGGAGUAUGCCAUUGCAAACCAGCAUGGAACGGAAUUGUCUGUUCUGAUGACGUGGAUGAAUGUGUCGAUAUUGGAGUCUGCGAUGCCAUUCCAAAUACUGGAUGCUUUAACUUAGAUAACGGAUAUGAGUGUUCAUGUUUUAGGAACUACAUUAAGGAAAACGACUCAUGCAUACUAACAACACAACAAUUUUCGACUGACAUAACGACUACAAAAUCAACUGAGAAAAAAGUAUCCAUUACCGUUGUCGUAAAAUUCGACCUACCAGAAAGCGAAAAUUUGAAUGUUACCAAAGUCUAUGAGGAAGUUGAAAACGAAGCUUUAGAGAUGCUUACACCCUUUUAUCAAAUGCAAAUGGGAUACAACUUCAAAAGUGUGAUCAUCAUUAACAUCAGGAGAGGAAGUCUAGUCAUCGAUCACGAUGUAAUCACUCGAAAUGACGAGGAAGCCACACAAGCCCUUGCAGUUGCCGUGUCAAAGAUGUCUACCGACACAAAUGCAACUGACGGGGCGUUGGAAUUUAGAGGGGAAAAGGUUGAGAUCAAAGACAUAAGCGUGGACGGAAAACCUGUUGCCAAUCCGUGCGAUGCAUAUUCAGCAUGUACACGAGAUAAAUGUUCUGUGAAUGACGGUAAACCAGUAUGCGAAAAAACACCAAGCAAACAGGUAGACGAUAAAAGUGGACUAGUGAAAGGACUGACGAUUGGAGUGGCUGUCACAGGAUCAUUGACAAUAGUUCUUAUGAUUCUUGUUAUCGUCGUAUGCCGAAGACGAAACAGAAAACCACGCAAACAAGCAGAUGUAGCUGAUACAUCACCUCCGAAACAGGCUCGACGUGAAAACAAGUACGUUCGCACUCAAUCCUACAGAAAUGACGCCUUUAGUGAACCCGAUCCUGACUACAGCGAUGGAGAAAGAAACGAGUCCAGUCAAAUGUUAAACAAGAGAUGGGGCGAUGGAAUAGGUGCAAGUGAAAACACGCGACUGAACCCAACGAACCGAGUCGCACAACGUGACGAUAUGCAGUAUACGCGCAUGCGCGGUGGUCAGAAUGGGAGCAGAAAAAGCUUGGACAGACAAAAUCCGGCGUAUGGGGGCGAAUUUCAAUUUGCCUCGCCAAGAAAGAGCAGAGAGAUACCACACGAUGAUGGCUACUGGCGUCAAGAUUCCAUGACGAGACAAGCGAGUAUGAACAAGGAAGUUAUGGAUCAGUGGGAAAAUAGUCCUUAUCAUUAAACAAUAAUACGUUCGGAUCUUUAUACUUGUAAGAUGAACACGUUUGAUUCCACACCAAUAUGCGUUGAUGAACAUCUUUCGAUAAAUCGUGUCAUUUUAAUGUUCAAGUUUUUACAUGCAAGCUUACAUUCAGUUCUAUUUCUUUACUAUUUUCAAGUUAAGUCUUGCAAACCUACCCAAUUAUUUAACUCAAUCAGCCCGGCGAUGUUCACGUUUUGUAGAUAGGUUUGUAAAUAUAUAUACAAUGUGUGUAUGUGUAGUAAUCUUGUUUUAUAAUCAUCUAUAUCGUAUUCAAGAGAAAUAUUCCCAUAAUUAUCAUAAUAGUAUUUGUAUAAUGGAGUGUUCUCGAAACACUGAAGGCUUCAUUUAGACUUGUUUACUUCGUUGAUAAUAGAUAUUUUUUUAUUCACGACAUUGGUAAACAAACUUUCUCUUUAGUUAUAUUUUGUAUUAAUUGAUGAAACUAUUCGAAAAUCAAUGUAUUAUUUUUUGCCUUUUGUUGUAAUGUUACUUGUGUGAAUUUUGUUAUUUGUGAUAUAUACUAGAAAAGAACAUUAUGUCCAAUAUUUACUAAUAAACCUGCUUUAACGCAUUUUAUAUAUGUGUGAAUUUGAGAAGCAUCGCAGAUCGCGAGAUGAUUCUGUAUCUUAAGGCAUCCGACCAACAAAUAUGUGAAUUUUAGUUGCCUGGGAAUCCCACGUGUUUGUAGUAGCAUUUGAAAGGGUGCUGAACGCAGAAUAUUUCCAGAUCACCAGUUCACUGUUACAAAUGUAUGUUUUGUUAUGUUAUGUAUGUUUGUUAUUCAUGUCGGAAAAAUGA
This is a messenger RNA of Mya arenaria, 10286 nucleotides long. RefSeq lists its product as uncharacterized. The transcript has 23 exons. The record is from RefSeq and is a predicted model, not a curated record. The coding region runs from base 711 to 9467 and encodes 2918 amino acids. Gene Ontology annotation, molecular function: calcium ion binding. Lineage: Eukaryota; Metazoa; Mollusca; Bivalvia; Myida; Myidae.